ACGUCACCACAACGGCGUGACCUUUACGCGACCUGUGACGCACGCUUGCGGGAGGCGUAGCGGCUGCUGCAUCGCAAACAUGGCGUCUGUUUCUGAAUUAUAUGAUGUAACCUGGGAAGAAAUGCGAGAUAAACUUAGAAAAUGGAGAGAAGAAAAUUACCGGAACAGCGAGCAGAUAGUUGAUGUUGGAGAAGAGCUAAUUAACGAACAUGCCUCAAAGCUUGGAGAUGAUAUUUGGAUCAUUUAUGAACAAGUGAUGAUUGCUGCCCUGGACUGCAGCAGAGAUGACUUGGCGUUGACCUGCCUUCAAGAACUGCGCAGGCAAUUUCAGGGCAGUCAUAGAGUGAAGAGGUUGACCGGCAUGAGAUUGGAAUCUUUGGAAAGAUAUGACGAUGCCUUCAAAAUAUAUGAUGCCAUAUUGCAAGAUGACGCCACCAACACAGCUGCAAGGAAGCGUAAGAUUGCCAUUCUCAAAGCCCAAGGGAAAAGCACAGAGGCCAUCCGAGAGCUGAAUGAAUAUCUGGAACAAUUUGUUGGGGACCAAGAAGCAUGGCAUGAAUUAGCAGAGCUUUACAUCAACGAACAUGAUUAUGCCAAAGCAGCAUUUUGUUUAGAGGAGCUCAUGAUGACCAAUCCACACAAUCACUUAUUUUGUGAGCAGUAUGCAGAGGUUAAAUAUACUCAAGGUGGAACUGAAAAUCUAGAACUGUCAAGAAAAUAUUUUGCUCAGGCUUUGAAGCUGAACAACAGGAAUAUGAGAGCUUUGUUUGGGCUUUACAUGGCUGCAAGUCACAUAGCUGCAAGUCCAAAAGUGAGCGCUAAAGUAAAAAAGGACAACAUGAAGUACGCAGCGUGGGCAGCCAAUCAGAUCAACAGAGCUUACCAGCUGGCUGGCCAUGAAGCAAAGGGGACAAAGUGCUCAGUGAAGGCGGUGGAGGACAUGUUGGAAGCCAUGCAGAUCACACCAUCAUAGACCUGAGUCAAGUUGUCUGUCGACCGGCAGCUUUGCUCGCCACACCACCGGAGCUUUUCAGAGAAGAAUUCAUCUUUAAACACUGUGCAUUCACUACCGUCAUCAUUAUGGAGUUCAACAUGAAAAGGAUCGGCUCAGUAGCUCCAAUAAAGGACUGAUCACCAACAUAACUGAUAACUGGGACUUGUUACUGUUGGCGUCCUGUCUAAUUUAUUGACCACCUGCCGGUGGCCACGUAAGACUGAGUCGGUAAUAUUGGAUGAAGGUUUUAUUUAUAAGUUACUACUACAUUAAUUCAGCCUCCUUCUGAUGUUUUCCUUUUUCAGUUGUAAGGUACAAUUUAACUUGCUUGUUAAUACUUUCAUUUUAACUUGACUGAUGAUUAAACGUUUUAUAUCCAGCA
Molecule: messenger RNA, 1376 nt
Organism: Erpetoichthys calabaricus (reedfish)
Lineage: Eukaryota; Metazoa; Chordata; Cladistia; Polypteriformes; Polypteridae
Gene: emc2
Product: ER membrane protein complex subunit 2
Exons: 11
Coding region: 80-973 (297 amino acids)
Biological process (GO): protein folding in endoplasmic reticulum
Cellular component (GO): EMC complex
Molecular function (GO): protein binding
Source: RefSeq, a predicted model, not a curated record